AUCUGGUCGUGGCAAGGCUGCUCGUGUGCCACGCUCCUCCACACACCACAGCCUCACUCACCCUUGGACACUUCACACAGCACACCGCCUGUUGACACCCCACCACUGCCGUUGUGUUGUUUGGACAUUAGCAGAAUAUUGACUUGAGUUAUUAGUACUAGUGUUAACACGAGCACCUAGUGGGUGGUGAUCAAUAAGGUGAGCGACACAUUACCGAGGAAGUGUUAAGACAGUGCGUGGUGUUAGUGGACGUCUGCAAGGUGAACCAGAUCCACUCGCCGCUACUGUACCCCCCCCCAAGCCUCCCCUCGUCAAGCCUCCCCGCUCCAAGUCUCCCCACGCCAAGCCAAGCCAGUGUUACACAAGCUCGACUACAGUAACUCAUCAUUGUGUUAUUAUUGUCAUCUUGUUGAGGGGUAAGAGAGAGGUGGGCGACGGAGGUAGGCGACGGUACCCACACCGAGCACCACCUAACGCAGUGUGUGGGUGUAUGGGAGGUAAGUGAGGCGUGUCGCUCCUCACUAUGUCACCUCCAUCUAUCUCCCUCCUGGUAGUCGUGGUGCUCGGCCUCUCCCUGCCCGGGUGCUGGAGCAAACCCGUCGACGCCCUCCCGGCCUCGUGCCUGGAGGAGGGUGUGGCCAGCCAGCAUGACGCAGCCACACCUCCACCACAACACAUCUCACCUCUUCAUGCUUCAAGACACCAGAGUGGAGAGACGGAGAACGAGACAACAGGAGAUGCGACUCGACGGUCUGGAGACGACCACGAGGUGAAGAAGAGAAGUGUUUUGUGUCAGGUAUCAAGUGAGGACAAGGUUGACACUAACCAUACAGUGCUCGCCCACAGUGAACACAAUACAACCUCAGACGACACGGCUCCACCACGGAAUGACACGGAGGCGGUUGACUCGCUACACCAGACGGAACUUGCACCAGUCGAGAACAUCGCCAAGGCCAUCACGGGGGGAAACUCCGCGGGCCUCAACUACCAAAAUUCAUCGUCAGCCGAGUCUGCCAGCGACCUUAACACAGCGGCAGACAGAUAUGAACAUAAGAUCCUGAUGGAUGACGCUGCAACACACGAGGAAAGUUUUGUGUUAGAAUCAGACAGUCACAUACAUACAGGUUCGGAUUCAGAUGAAUAUAAACAAGAAAAUUUUGUGGCUGAUGAAGAUGACCACCAAGUGAGGACCCCAGUGAGGAAGUGUUGUGAUCACCUCGAGUUCUUCAGCUUACAGACUCAGAAGUGUGAGACAGCAGAGAACGGCACGUGGUUCAGAGAGGCGGUGCUAAGUAUGCUGCCGGAGGACACCGCCGGGGAUCUGGAGUACAUCACAGGCUCCCUCCCGCCUUGCCCAGGCACUGGCGACCCUCCCAGUAUUACUGAAAUAAGUCUUGACUCUCACUCCGUCCAAAACUUAGGUUACGUGAGGGAUCACACCUCAGGCAUAAACUAUGAUCAUGAUCAUUACUGUCUGGAGGUGGCGGCUAAUGGCCAGUACCAACUAGAUGCUGGUGCGUUCGUGUUAGCCUCCUGCCUCCCCUGGCCCACCGAGGUGUACACCAGGAAGUGCUGUGAGCUGGAUGAAUACUUCGAUCACGAGGUUGAAGAAUGUCGCUUGAGGUCUGCCAACAUGAGUGACCAUGACAGUUUGGUGCGAGAGUUCUUCAAGACCAACCCCAAGGUGACCUCCAUCCACGUUAAGACCGGGAGACUCUCCUGUAGCAGAGGAGCUCCCAGGCUAGUUACGGCUGACAACGCCUUCCUCGACGCCUCCAACCAACUGUGUGAACAUCAGUCUGGACACUGUUACCCGAACGCAGUCUACUGCUUGGAACACUUGUGGGCAGAAGGUGACAUGACCAUGACGGCUGUGGCCUUUGUGUGUCCUCUCGACUCUUUCCACAAGUGUUGUUCCCGCGAUCACGUCCUCACCGAGUCUGGCUGUGUCCCGGCCUCGGGGAAGGAAGUGUCGGCCCACAUGAUGCAGCUGCUGGAGAUAAUGGAACCUCAGUUCGGGUUUCCUACAGAACAAGGAGGUGAACAGUGUGUGACGGAGUGGAUCACUCCUGAUGAUACAGACAUCCGUUGGUUGAUCAGUAAGUCUGGCUAUCUCUCAAUAGACACACCAGAGGAGAAUUACGCCACGAUGCAGUACUGUGUCGAUGAUUACGUCGACCCCCUCAAUCAGACCCAGACGGUGGCCCUCAUGUGUUACACUGAGCUGGAUGACAUUGUUCCUGUACACCUGUCAGCACGACCCAGUGAGGCGGGGAGUGUAGGUAAGUGUUGUCCCCACAACCAAUACAUGACUAUGGGUAGCUACACCUGUGUCUCCGACGACUUGGGAGUCUCACUGCUACACGACCGCCUGGUGAGUGCCGCCAACAUCACCAAGUUAACUUACACGUCCUUCCCUGUGUGUGAGUCUGGAUUUGGUUACCAUUACUACUACCUCGACCCUGACGCCCUCGACGACCACGGGGAGCUGGUGGCUGGCCAGAUGCUGGAGGUGGUGAGUCUGGAGGGCAGAUGUGUCCUCAGCAGGCAGCACUUCCCUCGUGAGAGCUACUGUCUAGAGUAUGGCGUCCACGGCCCAGACAUCCGUCCCAUCGUGCUGGUGUGUCCAGAGACUUGGGAAGGCAUCGACGUGCACAGUGAGAAAUUCGAACUGACGGCGGUGCUGCUGGGGUUGUCCUGCACCGCUCUCCUGGCCACCGCCUUCUCUCUCAUCUCCACACGUGUCAGGAGGGGCCUCGUCACCGUCAAGAAGGUCAACACCCUGGCUGGAAGGAUCCUACUGAGUUACGUCAUGUCUUACCUGGUGGGGUUCCUGCUGCUGGCUGUUAAUAUGAAGGUGGAGGUGGCGCAGGACAAUGUUGAGUGUCAUAUUAUGGCCGGGCUCCUCACCUUCUUCCUGCUGGCGGCCUUCCAGUGGAACACCUCCAUCUGUCUCGAGUCUCUACUACUCACCCUGCGAGUGAGUACGUCGGAGGGGUGGAGGUACGUGUAUCACUCCGCAUGGGCCUGGGGUGUACCCGGGAUGAUCACCGCCCUCUCCCUCAUCCUCGACUACCACAGAUACUCUCUACCCUGCGGAGUCAUCACCCCGAAAGUUGGCCUCUACAAGUGUUUCUUUUCCGAUCGGACCGCUAAGUUGGUGUACCUGUAUGUCCCAAUGUUAUUGAGUCUGUGCGCUAACAUCGUGCUGCUGGCUGUUGCACGCUACGUCAGGUCUGCCAAGUUGAGACGACUCGAACACGGCCCUCGAGGACGACCUUCAGGUAAUGAGAACAGCCAGGAUCCUCAUAGCACCACCAGUAAGGACAGUGACGACAACGGCAACAACAACAACAGUUCCCAACACCAGCCUGCCACCACCCAAGCCUCUGGCCUCCGUACUCACCAAACCCGUAACUUAUGGAUAGAGUCGGUGAAGCUGGUGGUGUGGUCGGGGGCGACGUGGCUGAUGGAAGUAAUCGGGUUUGUGGUGGCUCAGUACAUCAUUACACCGUCUGAGUCUUGGUAUGACUACCUAUGGUAUCUUCCCUCCUGCAUCAACUCGCUGCGUGGGGUGGGCAUCUUCUUCAUCCUGGUGCUGACGCCCGAGAACCGCGUCAAGCUAAAGCGGGCACUCGGCAACCUCGGGGGUUCCCUGUACGGACUGAACUCCAUGUCGACGAACUCUCGAUCGGUGGAAGCCAACAGCUCCUGCGGUAACCACCAGUCCUCUGUUGGCGGAUCUGAGGUACGAGGUCCUGGACGUCGCAAUAUGUCUGUUGCCACCACCAUAACGCAGCUUUCCUCUAUCAGAAGCUCUCAUUCCACUGAUUCUCGAGCAGAUCCUGCGGCUGGUCGGGCUACGGCACACCCGGGUCUGGCGCACUCCAUCAGUCAGGUGGAUACGCGGCGGAGCUCCGCGUCGUCAGCGUCAUCAGAAUAUGAGGGACUCGAACUGGAUACUGAGAUAGGUGCGGGUGGAAGACGCAAGUCGUCGCUGGCAAACUUCGGUGUGGUGUCACUGCCGAGUGUGGAUGAAGAGGACGUGUUUGAGGAAGCAACUCCCAUACGCAUACCUCUUAAAGUCACUCAAACCUCCAGCGACGCUUGACCAUAACACUCACCUCCCCCACAUAUACUCACAUCGCAUGCCAACAUUGUUUACUAUAUCGCUUUGGAACAACGCCCUCGCCCGCCCAGACAUCAGUCACCAGCCACCAGUCAUCAGUCGCCAGUCAUCAAUCACCAGUUGCCCAGGACCAGGUUCUCAAAGGUUGACAUGCUAAAAAUUACCCUCAAGGGUGAUGAAAAUACCUGUAACCGACUCAUUUAUGCCAUGACACAAAGAUGUUUUCAUAAAACACGCCAAAAGUGUCGCUGUGUCUGUCUACUGAUGUGAGAACACAUUAAUCUGACUCUGCUAAAUGGAGGCCUCAAUGGAGAAUUUACUUCAACUAUAUACAUAAAAUAAAUCGAUGUGUCAGUUACAAGUAAGAAAUUAACUUAUGAACCUUUGAGGAUGUGAAUAUUGGCUUCAGGUUCAUUGUACUCAGGAACUUCAUGUAAUCACCUAUUCACUGCGUACUGUCCCAGCAAUACAUAAGGUUUGCAGAUAUAUAUCAUUCAUUCUACCUGUGUUUAUACUAUACUGUAUAUUAUCACAACAAUUAUACAUAUCUGUAAAUAGAUAUUGGUAUCAUUCAUUUAAUAUAUAUGCAAAUAUAGCAUUAUUUAAUACCUGUAAAUGUAUGAUUCAUGUUAUUCAUUAAGUACUGUGUAUAUAAAACAAAAUUGCACAGUGUUUGUAAAUAUAAACAUACAGUAUGACUUGUAUUAUACAUAUCUGGUUUGUUUGCCAAUUUAAGAAUAAAGAAUAUUUAUUGUUA
Homarus americanus (American lobster) is the source of this 4886-nucleotide messenger RNA. RefSeq lists its product as uncharacterized. The transcript has 9 exons. Gene Ontology annotation, molecular function: G protein-coupled receptor activity. Gene Ontology annotation, biological process: G protein-coupled receptor signaling pathway; cell surface receptor signaling pathway. The record is from RefSeq and is a predicted model, not a curated record. The coding region runs from base 524 to 4111 and encodes 1195 amino acids. Gene Ontology annotation, cellular component: membrane. Lineage: Eukaryota; Metazoa; Arthropoda; Malacostraca; Decapoda; Nephropidae.